Nerophis lumbriciformis (worm pipefish) is the source of this 2712-nucleotide messenger RNA. RefSeq lists its product as uncharacterized. Gene Ontology annotation, biological process: DNA integration. Gene Ontology annotation, molecular function: nucleic acid binding. The record is from RefSeq and is a predicted model, not a curated record. NCBI's taxonomy places the organism in Eukaryota, Metazoa, Chordata, Actinopteri, Syngnathiformes, Syngnathidae.
AUGGACCUUGCAGAGACGGACCCAGUAAAGCGAGAACUGCAACAACAGGCUAUUCGCCUGGGGCAACAAGAGGAACAAUUUGGCUUACUUGGUGCGUGCGUCAACGCCAUGACGGAACGCCAAGAUGCUCGCCUCGACACAUUGGAGCAACAGCUAAGUAGCGUACUCACCGCUCUGCACGCCAUGUCUCCUCCCACGGCCGUUCCAGCAACCCCGCAGUUACCGCCACGUCCUGAAGAUACUCCUUUCCCUAGAGACACUCCUCCUGCCGCCUGUCCACCACUCUCGAAGCCUGAGCGUUUCUCCGGCGAGUCAGAAAGAGCGCGCGUGGCGUUUAUCUUGACCCACAUGAGUGGCCGGGCGUCUGCUUGGGCCACCGCAGAGUGGGUGCGUCAGUCACCCGUGUGCGCCUCAUACGCCGCCUUCUCCAAGGCUUUAAAGAGCAUUUUCCAACGCGGGAGGCCAGGGCGUGAGGCGGCGCAAUCGUUGUUGCGUCUGCAACAAGGGCAGCGCAGCGUCACGGACUUCGCCAUUGAAUUUCGUAGACUGGCGGCGGAAAGUGAAUGGCCCACUUCCGCAUUGGUGGACGUUUUCUCCCUAGGCCUUGCAGAUAAGGUCCGGAGACUUAUGAUUCCGCUCAAAACUCCUGAUAGCCUCGACGAGCUGGUCGCUACGGCAGUGGAGGUGGAGACUCGCCUCUUUGACUGGGAGACAGAUAGACUCCGACAGCAAGGAUGGCGCUCAUCUGCAUAUAAUGGGAGUGGCCAUGGAAGGCAUCAAAUUACUGCCGCACCGAUACCCAUUAUCGAUGCAGUAUCGAUAUCACGAGAGGACGAACCAAUGCAAUUAGGAGGAUCUCGCCUGACUCAAGCGGAGAGGGAUCGUCGCUUUCGCCUCCAUCUUUGUCUGUAUUGUGGAGAGGCCGAUCAUCGCCUGAACCGCUGCCCUCAUCGUCCAGCUCGCCAUCGUUCUCAAGCAUCACCUCCUCGCACCCGAGCUCCACCCACUCGCCACACCCAAGCAACACAUGCGCCAGCGACCGCUCCUGCUCCUCUACCGCCCUCUACAGAGAAGGGUCAACUCCGAGCAGGUCCCGCUAAGAUCAAGUCUGUGGUCGAUUGGCCCACACCCACCACUAGAAAGCACCUCCAAAGAUUUUUAGGUUUUGCAAAUUUUUACCGCCGUUUUAUCCGCAAUUUUAGUCAGGUAGCUGAACCUCUUACUAAGCUUACAUCUACCAAGAUCCCCUUUUUGUGGACCUCUGAGACACAGAGGUCCUUUGAGAAACUUAAGUUGUUAUUUACUUCAGCACCUGUUCUUAUCCACCCUAACGUGUCCACUCAAUUUUUUGUCGAGGUUGAUGCUUCCGACUCCGGCGUGGGAGCUGUUCUUUCCCAGCGCUCUACCUCCGACCAGAGGCUGCACCCCUGUGCCUUCUUCUCACGUCGCCUGACUCCUGCUGAACGCAACUACGACAUAGAACUCCGUCCGGAGGUCUUGAACUGGGCCCACAACUCCAAGAUCGCCUGCCACCCAGGCAUUACUCGUACGACUUACCUCCUAGCCCAACGCUUCUGGUGGACUACUCUCAGAACUGACGUGACGGAGUACGUAGCUGCCUGUUCCACCUGUGCCCGCAAUAAGGCUUCUCAUCGGGCACCAGCUGGCCUUCUACGGCCACUUCCCAUACCCUCCCGCCCGUGGUCCCACGUGGCGUUGGACUUCAUCACAGGACUUCCCCCAUCUAAUGGCAACACCGUAAUAUUGACAGUGGUGGACCGCUUUUCCAAGAUGGCACAUUUCAUUCCCCUUCCCAAGUUGCCCUCGGCACUCGAGACUGCAGAAUUACUUACACGCCACGUUUUCCGGCUGCAUGGUAUCCCGGUGGAUGUAGUCUCGGACAGGGGACCACAAUUUUCUUCGGCAGUUUGGAAGGCUUUCUGCAAUUCGUUGGGAGCAUCACCGAGCCUCUCUUCUGGAUACCACCCACAGACUAACGGUCAGACGGAGCGCACCAAUCAGGAUCUGGAGGCUGCCAUCCGCUGCGUUUGCCACCAGCAGCCGGCCUCCUGGGCGCUCAGUCUAUCUUGGAUUGAGUACGCCCACAAUACUCUCAUCAGCUCGGCUACAGGUAUGUCUCCUUUCCACUCUGCCUACGGGUACCAACCUCCUGUCUUUCCUUCCCUGGAAUCUGAGGUCGCCGUUCCAUCGGUUGCUGUCCACCUACGCCGUGCACGUCUAGCCUGGCAGAACACACGGUCCGCACUGGCACUCACCUCGGAGCGCAACCAACCGCCACCGCAGCACAGCUCCGGAUUACAAGCCUGGUCAGAAGGUAUGGCUGUCAUCUCGUGACUUACCUCUCCAAGUUUCCUCCAAGAAACUGCAGCCACGUUUUAUUGGACCUUACACCAUCGAGCGAGUUAUCAACCCUUCAGCGGUUCGCCUACAUCUUCCGGACUCUCUCAAGAUCCAUCCGUCCUUCCACGUCUCCCUACUCAAGCCUGUGUCCUCCAGUCCCUUGAGUCCUCCAGAGGUGCCUCCUCCUCCUCCCAGGCUGAUCGAUGGACACCAGGCGUUCACGGUCAAGGCCAUUCUUGACGUGAGAAGAAGGGGCAGGGGUUUCCAGUAUCUGGUCGACUGGGAAGGUUACAGCCCCGAGGACUGAUCUUGGGUCCCGCGAUCGCUUAUCCUUGACCCUUCUCUCCUUAC